UCAGAUAUUAUGGCGGAUUUUGGUGACAAGCGAGCCAAGGAUGCUCAGUUGAGAGCGCAAAUCAAUGAGAAACUAGUCAAGUCGGGCGAGCGAGAGAGACUCAAGAACGAACUGAGAAAGCGACUGAUUGAGUGUGGAUGGCGAGACCAACUGAAAGCACACUGCAAAGACGUCGUGAGAGAGAAGGGACUCGAGAACGUUAAGGUUGAGGAUCUGGUGGCCGAAAUAACCCCAAAAGGAAGAGCACUUGUACCCGACAACGUGAAGAAAGAACUACUUCAGCUGAUCAGAACUUUUUUGUCCCAGCAGUCAACUUUUUGAACCUCAAAAUCAUCGUCAUCAUCGUUGUCUUCAUACUUUGUACUUAAUUACUAUUGAUAUUGUUGAUAAAACUAACUCUGCUGACAGAAUAUUGUGUGUUUGUACGUUGAUUGCAUCUCAUUUUAUUUAGCUUAAAUUAGGUACUAACAAUUCAAUCAUUUUUGAGCGA
Messenger RNA from Symsagittifera roscoffensis, 490 nucleotides. Its product is annotated as transcription and mRNA export factor ENY2-like. Gene Ontology annotation, biological process: poly(A)+ mRNA export from nucleus; regulation of transcription by RNA polymerase II; positive regulation of DNA-templated transcription. The transcript has 2 exons. Gene Ontology annotation, molecular function: transcription coactivator activity; chromatin binding. NCBI's taxonomy places the organism in Eukaryota, Metazoa, Xenacoelomorpha, Acoela, Convolutidae. Bases 10 to 321 code for a protein of 103 amino acids. Gene Ontology annotation, cellular component: SAGA complex; DUBm complex; nuclear pore. The record is from RefSeq and is a predicted model, not a curated record.